CGGCGAAGCGGCUGAGCCGGGGCAGAGCGCAGCGCGGCGGAGAGGAGGAACAAAUAAACAAUCAUAAUAAUAACAAUAAUUAAUAAUAAUAACAAUAAUAAUAAUAAAAAAGCCAGAGAAGGAGGAGGAAAAAAUACCAAACAGCCAGCCCCCCCACCCCCGAGCCAAAAAGAGGGAGAAAGAGAGAGAAAGAGAGCAGCGCCCGGGCGGAGCGGCGGAGAGGAAGAAUUAAAGCGAGCGAAGGAGGGAGGAGAGACAGAGCAGAGAGAGAGAGAGGAGGAAAGAGGAGGAAAAAAAAAAAAAAAAGCCCACAAAAACAAAGCGAUCGCAGUUGAUGUUGCUGCUGCAAGCUGGACUUCCAAAAACUACGGCGAGACCGUCCGCUCUCCGCGCCGAGAAAAGUCUCCUCAGCUGUGCGUGUUUUUUUCCGCUGUGUGUGUAAUCUUUAACCUUUUAUUCAUUCUUAUUUUGAUGGCUUUCCUGAAUGGCUGACUGCGAGCUUCCCUGGACCUGGCCCCCAGACACCCGCCUCUCCUCCUUCAACUACUCUGAAAAGCAAAGCAAACAAACUUUGAAAAUAAAGGGGGAACAGGAAGUUUGGCAACGGUGUCCAAUAGAUAUGGCAAUGGUAGUCGGUGCGUGGCGAGACCCCCAGGACGAUGUGCCCGGAGCUCAGGGAACGCAGCCUUCGCAAGCCCCGCCGGUGCAGGGACCUCCGGCCGGGGCCCCGCACACCCCACAGACCCCGGGGCCCGGGGGCCCUCCCAGUACGCCAGCUCAGACCAACCCGCCAAGCCAGCAGAACCAAGGAGACAAACAGCAACAGCAGCAGCACAUUGAAUGUGUGGUUUGUGGGGACAAGUCUAGUGGCAAACAUUAUGGCCAGUUUACCUGCGAGGGUUGCAAGAGUUUCUUCAAGCGGAGUGUAAGGAGGAAUCUCAGCUACACUUGUCGUGCCAACAGGAACUGUCCCAUUGACCAGCACCACCGCAAUCAGUGUCAGUACUGCCGCCUCAAAAAAUGCCUCAAAGUUGGCAUGAGACGGGAAGUUUCUUCUUUAUUUACUGCAGCGGUCCAGAGGGGCAGAAUGCCACCCACACAGCCAACUCAUGGUCAGUUCGCCUUGACAAACGGGGACCCUCUCAACUGCCAUUCCUACCUAUCCGGAUAUAUCUCCCUUCUUCUGAGAGCAGAGCCCUACCCCACCUCCCGCUUUGGCAGUCAGUGCAUGCAACCCAACAACAUCAUGGGCAUCGAGAACAUUUGUGAACUGGCAGCUAGGAUGCUCUUCAGUGCGGUGGAGUGGGCCAGGAAUAUCCCCUUCUUCCCAGACCUCCAGAUCACAGACCAGGUGGCCCUCCUGAGGCUGACCUGGAGCGAGUUAUUUGUCCUCAACGCUGCCCAGUGCUCCAUGCCCCUCCACGUAGCUCCGCUCCUGGCAGCUGCUGGCCUCCACGCUUCGCCAAUGUCUGCUGACCGAGUGGUCGCCUUUAUGGACCACAUACGAAUCUUCCAAGAGCAAGUAGAAAAACUGAAAGCAUUGCAUGUCGACUCUGCAGAAUAUAGCUGUUUAAAGGCCAUAGUCCUCUUCACCUCAGAUGCCUGUGGUCUCUCUGAUGUAGCCCAUGUUGAAAGUUUACAGGAGAAGUCACAGUGUGCUUUGGAAGAGUAUGUUAGGAGCCAGUAUCCCAACCAGCCAACACGAUUCGGGAAGCUAUUACUACGUCUCCCCUCCCUUCGCACUGUCUCCUCUUCUGUCAUAGAGCAAUUGUUUUUCGUCCGUUUGGUAGGUAAAACCCCCAUAGAAACCCUAAUCAGGGAUAUGUUACUGUCUGGCAGCAGUUUUAACUGGCCUUACAUGUCCAUUCAAUAAAAUAUUCGAGAGAGAAAAAAAUAAAAUAAAAUAAAAAAAAAUUAACAAUUGAGAAGGGAGAUGAAAGAGAGUGAAAGGAAAGCAAAUGACAUUUGGGUUCUGGUUGUUUCUUAAAUUUCCUUCUGCUAAGAGAGGAUGUAAAAGGAUGUUACAAGUUUGCUAAGAGAAGACAGGAAAAAAAUUAAUGGACUGUGAAUUUAAAAAAGAGACUGUCAAAUGAACUUUUACAGAAUGCAUUAAAAACUCCCGUGUUGUUCAGAGAAAAAAAAAAACAACAACA
Messenger RNA from Calypte anna (Anna's hummingbird), 2153 nucleotides. RefSeq names its product nuclear receptor subfamily 2 group F member 2 (gene NR2F2). Lineage: Eukaryota; Metazoa; Chordata; Aves; Apodiformes; Trochilidae. The record is from RefSeq and is a predicted model, not a curated record. Gene Ontology annotation, molecular function: nuclear receptor activity; retinoic acid binding; RNA polymerase II cis-regulatory region sequence-specific DNA binding. Gene Ontology annotation, biological process: negative regulation of transcription by RNA polymerase II; anatomical structure development; cell differentiation. The coding region runs from base 485 to 1873 and encodes 462 amino acids. The transcript is spliced from 4 exons.